AUGGGUUGCCUUUGGGCAGCGGCGCUGGCCAGAGCGGGCACUGAAACUCGGCUCUUGCUUCGGCCUGGCGCGGCCAAGUUGACAAUGUGCCAUUCGGGGAAAGCCCUCCUGAGAGUACAGGGGUGCCAGGACCUUGAGACCAUGUCAGUUGCUGUCCCAAUUGAAGAAGUAUCAGGAAGUGGAGUAAGUGGAGCAGAUGUUGGCGAGCUGGUUGUAGUGACAAAGGCUUACUCGGCCAUGCGUGCCUUAGAAACCUUGGCUCCCCGCUUAAGGCGCGAUGCUGUUAUCGUGGUGCUCUGCAACGGAGCACUGGCUCUACAUGAGCAGAUUGUCAAGACCGCAUGUUUGGAUAACACGCAGUUAAUCUUAGGGAUCACAACUCAUGGUGCAUGGUCCAGGGGUCCCUUUGAGGUGGUUCAUGCAGGACGGGGGCAGACAAGGUUCGGAACACUGGGAGCUGUCCAGCCAGAAUUGUACAAAUCCACGCUGAAGCGCUUGGAGACUGCUGGCUUGGGAGCAGUGGAUGAAGGCCCCAACAUCGAGCGCUCCUUAUGGCUGAAACUGGCCGCUAACGCCGCGAUCAAUCCAUUGACUGCCCUCGAAGAGAAGCCCAAUGGCUUCAUACUUUCCUGUGCCCAUGCACGCAAGCAUGUAUCCCAAAUAUGCCGUGAGGUUUCUGCACUAGCAGACACAUUGCUUCGGAGCCGUGGCAGUGCUUUGCAGCUAUCUGCAGAGGACCUGGAGGACUUCGUCCUCCAAACCGUACGCGAAACAGCAGAGAAUCGCUCUUCCAUGAUGCAAGACGUGCAAGCCGGAAGGCCUACAGAAAUUGACUUUCUGAAUGGGUGGGUCUCAUCCAAGUCCCAAGAGAUGGGUAUGGAAGCUGAAGUGAACACGCGCACGACUUCCAUGAUCCAGGCGAAGGAGGACGGUUUCGAUGUCGAAGACUUCAAAGCCCAGAUUCACAAGGAAGGUUGCAAAAAGCUCCAUAUCGUGGACGUAUAUACAGCCUGGUGUGGCCCUUGCUUAUCUAUAGUUCCUACCUUCAAGAACCUUCAGCUGAACGUUGAUGCCUUCGAGGAUCGAUGCACCAUCACGCAAGCUGACAGGAAUGUCCUGCCGGAGUUCGAAGAGCGUUUUCCAGAGACUAGCAAGCCUCGAUUCCUGUUCUACAAAGGUGGAGAAGAGGUAAUGCAGAUUGAAGGCCUGAAAGCGCCAGAAAUUCUGAAGUUCAUUGAGGAGAACCUGCCAGCCAUAGAGACGGAGGCGCAACCUGCGGCUUCUGCCGCUGCCAACUCUGCCAGCGCUCACUUGACUAAGAAGAUCCAGAAGGCCCUGACGCUUCGAAUUGAUUCUCAGCAGUCAAGGGAUGCGCUCAAGUGCCUGUCUGGGUUCUUCAGCGAAAACACAGUCCACACAAGGAGGAACUUGCGAUCCAGCAUCGAAGGCGAGAAUUUGUUCUUGCACAAGGAGUUCGUAAAUGCUUUCGGGGCUCUCGAAAGCCAGCUGGAGGGGUUGGACCGUUUGGUUGAUCGGCUGGAUGGGGCAGUGCAGCGUGCAACUAACCAACUGAAAGCAAGUCGCUCUGAGACACAGGCAAGCUUGGAGAAGGCAGCUGCGCUGCGCAAGGAGUCGGUGUCCAUUGAGCUCAAGCAGCAGGUCUUGGACAAGUUCUUGACCCGCUUUCGAUUGUCAGAGGCGGACACGCAAGUGGUGCGAUCUGGCGACAGACCUCUGGACGAUGACUUCUUCACUGCCUUCGAAAGACUCGAGCAGGUGCGUGCUAAUGCGCGCCAUAUGCUCAGUACCAGCGGCCAGCAAACCUCUGGGGUCGACAUCUUGCACGAGACGUCAGAGGUCUUGGAGGCCUCUUACGAGCGCAUGUUUGUGUGGGAGUCGACCUCAGAAGUGCCAGAGUAG
Molecule: messenger RNA, 1920 nt
Organism: Symbiodinium pilosum
Lineage: Eukaryota; Dinophyceae; Suessiales; Symbiodiniaceae
Source: the annotation of a GenBank genome assembly